This is a messenger RNA of Arabidopsis arenosa, 1285 nucleotides long. NCBI's taxonomy places the organism in Eukaryota, Viridiplantae, Streptophyta, Magnoliopsida, Brassicales, Brassicaceae. The record is from the annotation of a GenBank genome assembly.
AACAAAUAAAUAAGAAAAAAGCCUUACACCUAUACGACGCCGUUUUAGAUGGAAAUGGCCAAAUGGUGGAUUUAGUGUAACUGAUAUCCUGAUUAGGGUCUCUCUGCAUGCCAGCUAAUCAGUCUAGAAUUGUGAGGUAUAUAAGUAAGCAAUUCACAAUGGCGACUCCAACGGAGCUAGAUUUCUCUUCACCUGGCGGUGCUGGUGACGACUCCACUCCACGGAAGCGUACUUCAAAACGCACAGCUUCCGAAACAGCAACAGAAGAAGAAGAGACAAAGAAGAAGAAAAAGAAGAAGAACAAAUUGGCUUCUCCGAUGAGUAACCGGAUCUGGAACGAAGAAGAUGAGAUCUCUAUCUUACAGGGAUUAGUGGAUUUUAGAGCUAAGACAGGGCUCGAAUCCAAAAUUGAUUGGGAAGCGUUUUAUUGUUUCGUCAGAGGUUCCAUUCAUGUGCAAGUCUCUAAGGAUCAGGUGUUGAAUAAGACCAAGAAGUUGAAGAAGAAGUUCCUUGAUCAUAUGGAGAAAAUCAAUCGAGGAAUUGAUCCGCAUUUUACUAGGUCUAGUGACUCUGAAGCCUUUGGAUUUUCCAUGAUGAUUUGGGGCAAAAAUGAUGCUGAUUACACUAAUGGUGCUAUGGAUAAAACAUAUCGAAACAAGAGUGAAGAGGAGAUGUUUAAGAAGGACGAGGAAGUAGCCUUAAUCGACAAUGGGGCUGGGAUAAGUGACUUUGAUGGCAAAUCACCACCUCUUAAAGCCGUUGUUGUUGACAAAAUAACUACCAAGAACGGGACUGCUGGAAAAGAGAGUGAUGACGAUGAUGAUGUGUUGUACGCUGUGCGGGAUGCAUUUGAGACCACCAUGGUGUCGCAAGGUCUAAGUGAUUAUCAAAAGAAGUUGCAGCUUGAGAAGCUGAUGAACCUUGGAACUGGUAAAAGAAGAGAGUUGAGCAACGAAUGGAAAUCACUAUGUGUUGAGGAAUUAAAAUUGAAUAUCAAGAAGCUUCGAUUUUCUGCCAAGCUUGCAGAGGCAGCAAAUGAUGAUAAAUGAAAUGAAGAAAGCCAUUGCAGCAUUUGGUGUUGUCCUUUGGGAAUUGGCUUGGUAAAAAUAUAGUUAGUUCUUACUUCUUAGUAGUCAACUAGUCAUAGGCCAUUCAUUACCUAUGGAUGUGGUUUAUGUCUUUAGCUUUACUACAACUUCCGGUGAUCUACUUGGGAAAGUGUUUGUGGCAUUUCACUUUGAUUUUUACAUCACACCUCAGUUUCAAAUGAAUGAGUUUUUAAAUG